CUCCCGGGUAAUGGUUUCGCCCGUCUCUCUGGAUCCCUUUUUGGAUAAAUACUUUGGUACAGUCCACGUGCGCGCGAAGGUUUAGAGUAAAUGCAAUGGCGUCCAAAGCAGGUCGUCGCGGGACGAAACGCAAGGCGGAGGUUGAGGCAGUAGAGGAGAAACCAUCCGUGGAGGAGAAGGAGGAGGACGGAGGAGACGAGGAGGAAGGCCAGGAAGGCCAAAGGGUGGUCAUUGAACACUGUAAGAGCUGACGAGUGUAUGGGCGUAAUGCUGAGGAGGUGAAAUCUGCCCUCCUGGCUGCUCAUCCUGAACUGACGGUGGUCUUCAACCCUGAGAAACCCCGCAGGAACAGCUUCGAGAUCACUCUGCUGGAUGGAGGCAAAGAAACCUCUCUGUGGACUGGAAUAAAGAAGGGUCCGCCUCGAAAGCUCAAGUUUCCUCAACCUGAUGUUGUAGUUGCUGCUCUGCAGGAGGCUCUGAAGGCCGAGUAGACACCCAGUGAAGCCAGGUGCUCAGGAGGUGUGGUCUAUGGAAGCAGAAUGAUGAGGAGUGACCAAUGGGAGGUUCCCAGUCUCUCCUCUGAUGAUCCAAGCUCCAACAGCUCACGUCUCCUGGAUCCAUGGUGACACCUAGUGGAGCGUCUCUGAGCCAGCUCUUUUCUCAGUGCUGCCAAAUCCCCCCUUAUUUCUCAACAGAAUGUUGUGCUUUUAAAUCUUUUUUUGUAAAUAAAGUGUUUCUUGUUUCUCAA
Molecule: messenger RNA, 748 nt
Organism: Anoplopoma fimbria (sablefish)
Lineage: Eukaryota; Metazoa; Chordata; Actinopteri; Perciformes; Anoplopomatidae
Gene: selenoh
Product: selenoprotein H
Exons: 5
Cellular component (GO): Golgi apparatus
Source: RefSeq, a predicted model, not a curated record